AUGUCAGACCUUGACCUCCCUGACUCCAAGGAAUUCAACGAAGUUUAUUUCACCAAGUUCGGGCCUAACAACGGAAAGAAAUGUCUCACGGAACUCAACAAUGAAACUUCCCUCUACGCCUUAACCAGUUCUACUAGUAAUUUCAAACCCAAAAUUCCCGAAAUCUACUACAGUGAUUAUGAAUUUUUCGGCGUCAUGAUUGAUACUGGUGCUGCCAAGAAAUCCACUAUCAGACACAGUCAAUUCUUGGCCUUUCAGAAGAUCAGCAACAUUCAACUCGACACUACAACUGCCGGAGCUACGAAAGUUCAAUUUGGCACAGGGAACACAACUUUAACAGGCUCCGUGGCUGUUAACGCUCCAUUUGGCUCAGUUGAAUUCCAUGUUCUUAAUGCUGACACACCCUUUCUAUUCAGUAUCACUGACGUGGAUCUUCAUGGCGCCUACUUGGAUAAUAUUGACAACGUACUCGUCUCCCCAACUCGUAGAUUCCCUGUGACUUGUCGAUCUGGACACCCGUUUCUCCUCUGGAAAACACGCCUACCUUCAACGACUUACGAACUCGACCAAGAUUGCUUUCUUACAUAUACUGAGCUACACCGACUCCAUCACCGCUUUGAGCCGGCAAAGUCGAAUUCUUCACCUUCCAGUGGUGCCGGUGUAAUCGCUCAGUAUGCUCUGCAUAUCUGGGAUAGCCAAGAAGAAUCGCAUCCUUCGCAACGGUAG
This is a messenger RNA of Blumeria graminis f. sp. triticale, 726 nucleotides long. NCBI's taxonomy places the organism in Eukaryota, Fungi, Ascomycota, Leotiomycetes, Helotiales, Erysiphaceae. The record is from the annotation of a GenBank genome assembly.